Tarenaya hassleriana is the source of this 4809-nucleotide messenger RNA. RefSeq names its product transforming growth factor-beta receptor-associated protein 1. The transcript is spliced from 16 exons. Lineage: Eukaryota; Viridiplantae; Streptophyta; Magnoliopsida; Brassicales; Cleomaceae. Gene Ontology annotation, cellular component: cytoplasm; membrane. The record is from RefSeq and is a predicted model, not a curated record. The coding region runs from base 135 to 3095 and encodes 986 amino acids. Gene Ontology annotation, biological process: intracellular protein transport; endosomal vesicle fusion; vesicle-mediated transport.
AGAGUUUUUAAUUUGGAGCGCUGGCUUGGGGGAAGUCAAAAUGAAAACCACGAGGCCUGACUCGUUGGUGUGACUGACCGUCUUCUUCGCAUAUCUCUCGGCAUCGCCUUUUCCGUCUCUCUCUACCCUCAACCAUGGCCAAAUCUCGGCCGGUUCUGGAGCUCGCCGCCCGUUUUGAUCUCGGCGGCAACGACAACGACAAUAUCCGAGCCCUCUCACUUUGCCCCCUCUCCGAUUCCCAAACCCUAGUUUACGUCGGCACCUUUUCCGGAUCCCUUUUCCUUCUCUCUUUCGAUGCUUCAUCCAAUGCCGUUUCGCGUCUUGGCAGUGUAUGGUUGGGAGUUUCACCGGUGGAGUCUAUCUACAUUCUCGACCAGGAAAGCGGGAAAGUUCUAGUUCUCUGCGAUGGUUACUUAUUCUUGGUCGAUUCGCUUUUAGCGAAGCCCGCUAAGAGACUGGAUGGUGCAUUGAAGGGCAUCGAUGUGGUUGCUAGAAGAUUUACUGGACGCGAUUCGGUUACUACGGAUUUGUUGCCCUCGGACACUCCGAUGGAUCAGAAUAAGAGCUCAAGCAAGAAGUUUUUUCAAAUGCUUGGUACCGGUAAUCGGGUGAAUGGCAUCAAAAGCAAGGAUGUCCGACAUCAGCGAGCCCCGCAAGGUAAUUGUGUUUUUGCUGUUUCUAUCGGUGAGAGAAUGUUACUGAUUGAACUCCUAUGCGACGAAAAAGACGGCGUAAGCGGUCCCUUUGUUAUCCUGAAAGAGCUUCCUGGCUUCACUGGGGUUAAAAGUAUGGUUUGGCUUGAUGAUUUCAUUAUUGCGGGGACCAUUCACGGGUAUAACCUUGCCUCGUGCGUGACUGGUCAAAGUGGAAUGAUAUUUGCUUUGCCUGAUGUAUCUGGUUCCCCGCUGCUCAAAUUGCUUUGUAAAGAGUGGAAGGUGUUGUUGUUGGUCGACAAUGUCGGUGUUAUUGUGGACGCAAAUGGUCAGCCUGUUGGCGGCAGCCUUGUCUUCCGGAGGAGACCUGAUUCUGUUGGAGAAUUGUGUAUCGAUGUUGUGGCUGUUGGGGACGGAAAAAUGGAGAUAUAUCAGAAAAAUACGGGUAUUUGUGUUCAGUCGGUUACUUUUGGUCCUGAAGGAUGUGGGCAGUCUGUUUUGGCUGCAGAAGAGUCUGGAAAUGGCAGCAUAGUUGCCGUGGCUUCCUUGUCAAAGCUUAUUUUCUAUCAGAAAGUGGCUUAUGAAGAACAGAUCAAAGACCUGCUGAGGAAAAAGAACUACAGAGAAGCCAUCUCUCUUGUCGAGGAGCUUGACUUGGAGGGCGAAAUUUCAAAAGAAAUGCUUUCUUUUGUUCAUGCGCAAGUAGGAUUUCUACUGCUUUUUGAUUUGCACUUUGAGGAAGCAGUGAAUCAUUUUUUACGGUCAGAAAGAAUGCAGCCUUCUGAAGUUUUCCCAUUUAUCAUGCGAGAUCCCAAUCGAUGGUCUCUGCUGGUUCCAAGAAACAGAUACUGGGGAUUGCAUCCUCCCCCUGUGCCUCUUGAAGAUGUUGUAGAUAAUGGGUUGAUGUCUAUCCAGAGAGCUAUUUUCCUUAGAAAAGCAGGUGUGGAAAUUCCAUACGGUGAAGAGUUUUUGUCAAAUCCUUCAAGUAGAGCUGAUUUAUUGGAAUCAGCAAUAAAAAAUGUUACCAGGUACCUUGAGAUAUCUCGUGAAAAAAAAUUAGCUUUGCCAGUAAUGGAGGGAAUCGACACUCUUCUGAUACUUCUCUAUAGAGCCCUGAACCGAAUUGAAGAUAUGGAGAAACUUGCAUCUACAGAUAAUUACUGUGUUGUGGAGGAGUUAGAGACUCUUCUAAAUGAAUCUGGACAUCUACGGACUCUCGCCUUCUUAUAUGCCAAUAAGGGGAUGAGUGCCGAAGCUCUUUCUAUUUGGCGUCUCUUUGCUAGGAAUUACUCAUCUGGUCUAUGGCAAGACUCUCAUUCAGUAUGCUAUAUACUUGACGGCGAGCCAAUUAGUUUCUCUGGUAGAGAGGCUGCUGCUGCUGAAGCUUCCAGGAUUCUUGAGGAAUCCUGCAAUCAGGAUCUGGUGUCGCAGCAUCUUAGUUGGAUUGCGGAUAUAAAUUCAUCAUUUGGUAUCCAAGUUUUGACAUCUGAUAAAAGGACAGAAGAUCUUUCACCAGAGCAAGUGAUUCAAGCAAUUGAUCCCAAAAAAGUUGAAAUACUUCAGAGGUAUCUGCAGUGGUUGAUUGAAGAUCGAGACUGUAAUGACCCACAGUUGCAUACAUUAUAUGCACUCUCGCUUGCCAAAUCAGCUCUUGAAUGCAUGGAAGUACAAAACAAUGUCCAAGAAGGUGAUGCUGGAGGUGUAGAGGUGGAAAAUUGUAAUGCCAAUAUUACGUCCAUGUUUCAAAGCUAUGUACGAGAGAGAUUGCAGACCUUUUUGCAAUCUUCGGAUUUAUAUAAUCCUGAAGAGAUCCUGGAUUUGGUUGAAGGAUCAGAACUGUGGUUGGAAAAGGCUAUCCUAUACCGAAAGCUGGGGCAAGAAACAUUGGUCCUCCAAAUUUUGGCUCUGAAACUUGAGGAUUGUGAGGCUGCAGAGCAAUACUGUGUGGAGAUCGGCAGACCAGAUGCUUUUAUGCAGUUGCUUGAUAUGUAUCUGGAUCCUCAAGUUGGUAAAGAACCAAUGUUCAAGGCUGCUGUUCGCCUUCUCCAUAAUCAUGGGGAAUCACUUGAUCCUUUGCAAGUUUUAGAAAAAUUGUCUCCUGAUAUACCCCUGAAACUUGCAUCUGAUACAAUUUUGAGAAUGCUGAGGGCUCGGGUUCAUCAUCAUCGUCAGGGCCAAAUCGCUCGCAAUAUUUCCCGUGCAUUGGAUGUUGACUCGAGGUUGGCAAGAUUAGAAGAAAGAUCACGACACGUACAGAUAAAUGAUGCGAGCCUUUGCGAUUCCUGCCAUGCGCGAUUGGGGACUAAGCUGUUUGCUAUGUACCCUGAUGAUACUAUUAUCUGUUACAAGUGUUACCGACGCUUGGGUGAAUCAACGUCGGUGACAGGUCGGGACUUCAAGCAAGAUAUACUGAUAAAACCUGGGUGGUUAGUUAAUCGAUAGCAGAAGCCAGAAGCUGAGUAUUGCCCACUGUAACAAUGACCUUUUUCUUCGACGUUCAGCCUGAGGACUGUAUGUAUUUAUCUUACAAAGUUUGUAUAGUGUCACCGGCUGGCGUUGGUCCCAACUUUCAAGGCCUGUAGCUUCCGUACAUUCUUACCACACAAAGAAGAAUGUAGAGACAAUGUUUUCCUUAGAUUUCUCAAUAUAUCAGAAACUUCAAAUAUUUUAUUGGUUUUUUUGUUCAGGCUCAGAUGGCAUGCAUAGUUGACAGACAAAGCCAUAGGUGGUGUAUUUUUUUUCCCAGAGACAGCCGACAGGUUAUGAAUUUGAGGCGCUACUCUGAUUCAUAUUGUGUACAGAAACCCGAUUCCGGUUUGGUGAGCAUUUGUGUGAUUUAGGGAGGUCCAGAUGACUCCAAGAAGCUGUGAGCUUGUUCUAUGGCAUAACCAUCGAGCUUCAUUCCCGACAAGCUUAUGCGGAUACGUUUCGGGCAUGUGCAGACCACAGCGAUUUCCAUCAUGGCUGCCACUUGCAUCUCCACAUGAUCUCCCAACAUUCUUCUCAUAUGCUGGUUCUCUACCUCGCUAACCAUCUCAUAUGAAUGCCAAAUCUGGGAACGCAUCUUGUGCCCGCCAAAGUAUUCGAUCAAAUGUUAAAUUUUUCGCAGAACUUGGUGGCUUGUCCAGAACAUCUUGUAUCACAUGUCCUCCCCCCUGUGCUUCUCCAAGCGUACAAUUAUAAUGAUGUCUGCAUACAAGAGGAAGUUGUGGAGAGACCCACAUCUGUUGCUAAGCCACUUGAUGGUGAGGGUAAAUGAUUUGCUCUGCUUAGCGGAUCUGGUUUAACAUGCUUGAUAAACACUGCUUCGAAAUUCUGCAAACAAUUCAGCGAUGUACAGGCUGUUGAUCGUUUUGCACCUACCCUUAUAUGUACCCUUGCUGUCGCAAAUGCACUUCCCAAGCAGGAACUAUAUUCUCCUUGGAUGUUUUAACGCCUUCGUGUUCCUCCUCUCUCUAUGGUUGAAUGUAACGGGAUCACAUAUCAUAAUCAUUGUUUUCUGGUUUUGUUCAUCUGGAGUUGAAUUCCCAGCGGAACAUGUGCUUCCCCUGAUGAUGCCUCUGCUCACUGCCCAGCAACUGAACGUCCAGCAGUUUGGCAAAAAUAUGCUAUUGUCAAGGAUCUCCUCAAGACCGAGCUUUCAUCUUUACAAGUCCUAAUUCCCUUUGCUACCUUCGGCUUCUGUGUUUUUCGUGGUCUGCGGAAAGGAAAAGAGAGGUUACAGAGAAUGAUCUAGCAAAAACGAGCAAUCAGCAUCGAAGCUAGCGCCCCCAUCUUCAGUAGCAGUGGAAGAGGAAGAGGAUGCUCAUCUAUCGCAAAGUCUAGUGGUUCCAAACAACAAUUAGAGCACCACCAGUUAUGGAUCUAUUGCGGCAAGAAGGCAUUGACUUUGUGGCAGGCUUAAACGGAGGAGUGCUCGUUUACUGUUGAAUAGCUGCUUCCUGUGGUUGAGAUCAGAUAUAGGUUUUGUUUGUGCCCUGUAACUGUAUAAAAAUCUCGCUUUUUUUUCCACCAAAACUAAGAAAUGUUUGGUGUUUUCUGAUGGGCUCUAGAGCAAGGACUGCGAAUCUUCGAGAUUUAUAACCUAAGAGCGUGCGUCAGAGACGUGACUGCUUCAUUUCGACUUCAACUAAUUACGGUAUAAAGCCGUUUCUCA